ACGUCACUUCCGCUUAGGAGUGGGUACGCCCCAAACUUGUGGCGCGAGUUGGAAAGUGUGCCGCGGAUAUACCAGGGUCGAUAUGCAUAGAGUUCGUAAUAUGAGAAAGCCUCGUAUGCCUCAAACUUCUUGUUUGGCAAGUGAAUCUGAAAACCAGCUGGAUUAUUUGCCUGACAAGCUAAGAGCAAAGCUGCUUCCUUUCCAGAAAGAUGGCAUUGUUUUUGCCCUUAGAAGAGACGGCAGGUGUAUGGUGGCUGAUGAAAUGGGUCUAGGAAAGACAAUUCAGGCAAUUGCAAUUGCUUACUUUUAUAAAGAAGAAUGGCCUGUUUUAAUAGUGGUCCCAUCAUCUCUGAGGUACCCUUGGACAGAAGAAAUAGAAAAAUGGAUUCCAGAGCUAGGUCCAGAAGAAAUCAUUGUUAUUCAAAAUAAAACUGAUGUUGGGAGAAUAGCGACCUGCAAAGUGGCCAUUCUGGGUUAUGGCCUUUUAACUACAGAUGCUGAGAGUUUGAUAGAUGCACUAAAUAAUCAGAACUUCAAAGUGGUUAUAGUGGAUGAAUCACACUACAUGAAGUCCCGAAAUGCAUCCCGCAGCAAGAUUUUAUUACCGUUGGUGCAGAAAGCCAGACGAGCCAUUCUGCUUACAGGAACUCCAGCCCUGGGAAGGCCUGAAGAGCUUUUCAUGCAGAUUGAAGCUCUUUUUCCACAAAGAUUUGGAACAUGGACAGACUAUUCCAAAAGAUACUGUAAUGCACAUAUGAGGUUUUUUGGUAGAAGACCUCAGUGGGAUUGUAGAGGGGCAUCAAACCUUAAUGAACUUCAUCAGCUAUUAAGUGAUAUAAUGAUUAGAAGAUUAAAGAAUGAAGUGUUAACCCAACUGCCCCCUAAAAUCAGACAGCGUAUUCCAUUUGAUCUUCCAGCAGCAGCUGCCAAGGAAUUGAAUUCCAGUUUUGAAGAGUGGGAGAAAUUAAUGAAAACUCUAAAUUCAGGUGCUGCUGAGACUGGAAACCACUUUUCACAAGUCAUGGGGUUGAUUACACGCAUGUUUAAACAAACUGCUAUUGCCAAGGCCGGUGCUGUGAAGGAUUAUAUUAAGGUGAUGCUGCAGAACGAGUCACUAAAAUUUCUGGUUUUUGCUCACCAUUUAAGUAUGCUGCAAGCAUGCACAGAGGCCGCCAUAGAAAACAAGACUCAUUAUAUUAGAAUAGAUGGAAGUGUUCCAUCUUCAGAAAGAAUACAUCUGGUUAAUCAGUUUCAGAAGGAUCCUGAUACUCGAGUAGCUAUCCUGAGCAUUCAGGCUGCUGGUCAGGGUUUAACAUUUACUGCUGCAACUCAUGUUGUAUUUGCUGAGUUGUACUGGGAUCCUGGACAUAUAAAGCAAGCAGAAGACCGCGCUCAUCGAAUUGGACAGUGCAGUUCCGUGAAUAUUCAUUACCUUAUUGCAAAUGGGACUCUAGACACCCUGAUGUGGGGGAUGUUGAAUCGUAAGGCUCAGGUGACAGGGACCACAUUAAAUGGCAGGAAGGAACAACUUCAGGCUGAAAACGGUGAUAAGGAAAAGUGGGAUUUCCUGCAGUUUGCGAAAGCUUGGACUCCGAAUGAAAGUUCUGAAGAGCUCAGGAAUGAAGUUUUGUUCACUCAUUUCGAAAAAGAGAAACAGCAUGAUAUCCGAUCAUUUUUUUUGCCCAAAGUGAAGAAAAGACCGUCAGUGACCUCCUGUGAUGACUCAAGGUCAUUCCCCGAGAGAUAUGCUGAAGAGCGACCGGCUCCUAAAAGAACAGCCGCACGGUCUACCAGUGAAUAUGGAAGUGAUCGCGGACCUGCCGUCAAAAGAUUGAAAUGGGUGGUGGUUGAGGACUCCUGCGGUGGCCAGGGGGCUAAGCCAUUCCAGCCCAGGCAGAUCACAGCGCCCCUCAUGAAAGGUACCCCAGAGGCCAAGGCCCAGCCUGCCACCCCAGCCCUUCCUGGAGAGGGCUGGCAGUGUGGUUUCUGCACCUACAUCAAUAAUCCAGUGUUACCUUAUUGUGAAAUAUGUGAAAAUCCUCAAGGCAGUGCUGAUGGUGUCAGCCAUACCCCAGGUAAAGACAGUCAUGAGGAGGAUGGUUCUCAGAAAGGCACCUCCAAAGAAGUUGGCACUGACCCUCACUGUGACAAAGAAGUCCUUGCCCAGUCAGCACCUGACCCACUGCCUGAGAACAAGGAAGAGCCAGCAGAAAUGGAAGGGAGAGAUGGACACACACCCCAGCCAGGUCCUGAACAGUUGAAGAGUUCAUCAGCCUUGCCAGAAUACAAUAGCUUCAUGUUUUGUGCAAGUAAGAAUACUGACCGCAUUCAUCUGUACACAAAGGAUGGAAAACAGAUGAACUGUAAUUUCAUUCCUUUGGAUAUAAAAUUAGACCUUUGGGAAGAUUUACCAGCAGACUUUCAGCUGAAACAAAAUCGCUCACUGAUUUUGAGGUUUGUUCGAGAAUGGAGUAGUCUAACUGCCAUGAAACAAAGAGUUAUCAGGAAAAGUGGUCAGCUGUUCUGUAGCCCAAUUCUUGCUUUUGAAGAGAUCAUAAAGCAACAAACCAAACCAAACAGUACCAAAAGAUACAUAACCAAAGAAGACGUUGCUGCAGCCUCCGUGGAGAAGGUGAAGAAAGACGGGGGCCAAGUCCGUCUGAUCACAAAGGGAUCUAGGGACCCCUCGGCAAAUUACAACCCAGAUGGUGCCUGCGUCCCACUUCUGAAUCCCUGCACAGCUCCAGCCGAUCUCUCUGUGAAAGCGCCUGCCUCCAACGGCUAUUUGCAAGCUGUGGAUAAGGAAGGGAAUCCACUUUGCAUUAGCUGUCAGCAGCCCACUUGCCAGCCUGAACAAGAGCGUCAAGGGAAUGCCUGGGAUUCACGGUUCUGCUCUCUGAAAUGUCAGGAGGAGUUUUGGAUUCGAUCUGACAAUGGUUACCUUCGAGCCAAGGUGUUUGAAACUGAACACGGUGUGUGUCAGAUAUGUUAUUUGAAUGCACAUGAACUCUUUUUACGUCUGAGAGAUGCCCCUAAAGGUGAGAAGAAGAAUCUUCUGGAUAGUACCUGGACCUCAAAGCUCCCCCUAGAACAGCUAAAUGAAAUGAUAAGAAACCCAGUCGAAGGCCAAUUCUGGCAGGUAGAUCACAUCAAGCCAGUCUACCGCGGUGGAGGGCAGUGCUCCUUGGACAAUCUGCAGACGCUCUGUACCAUUUGCCAUCGAGAGAGAACUGCGAGACAAGCCAAAGAAAGAAACGAGGUGAGAAAACACUCACUGGCUUCAAAGCAUGGAUCUGACAUCACACGGUUUUUGGUAAAGCUGUGAAGUGUACGCGUAUCUGAAUGGAUGGGCAAGAGGUUUCACCUGUGGAGGAAUUUAGCACCGACUGAUUUUCAUCUGAGUCUAUUUUACAAGAGCAAAAAUUUUCAAGAUAAAAAUCAAAGAGCCCACUUCCCUUUUGUAUUAAGCACCUUUGGUGUUAACCUAAUAGCAUUUGAAAGGACUUAGCAGAAACUGAGAUACAAUACUAAAUAUUCCUCCAAUCUUGUUCUGUCUCAGCCAUGUUGUGUCUGAAUUUUCUUCUAAUGUACCCUAAUCACUGUAUCGUGUGUGGAUAUUGUUUUUGAAAAGUAUACUUUCAAAUGCCUGAAAAAUUCUGCUAGGUUAGGAAUCGGUUUAGACUGUUAGAGUUAUAAAUAAAUAGAGCAUUGCAUAACUCCGAAGAGGCUUCAAAAAGUUUGUGGGAAAAUUCCAUUAUCUUUUCAUUCCAGUUUUCCAUAAACUUUUUGAAGCCUCCUCAUAUCAGGGAAUGUCCAGAAUCAUUGUUAUUCAGGAAUUCUGGGUCAAACCAAACCAGCCUGCUUGGUGUGCCAACUGCUUCCAAAAUGGACUUCGGAUACAUGUUGGGGUAGUUGCUUCUUGUGCUUUAUCUUUCAGUCAGCCAUCUUUAUUGAACAGAUGCUUUUGAAAAUCAGCUAAGUGUACCUAUGAUGUUUUGGGAUAAUUUGGGGUUGUAGGUAAUGAAAUUAUGAAAAUGAUUAAAAUCUGAACACUAAGAGUAUGUAAUGCCAUUUAAGUUUCAUUGUAUAGAGUGGUUUUUUGUUUGGGUUUUUAAUGCAUAAAAUAUAGCAAACUUUGUCUUUUGGUUA
Messenger RNA from Echinops telfairi (small Madagascar hedgehog), 4149 nucleotides. RefSeq names its product zinc finger RANBP2-type containing 3 (gene ZRANB3). The record is from RefSeq and is a predicted model, not a curated record. The coding region runs from base 83 to 3325 and encodes 1080 amino acids. Gene Ontology annotation, cellular component: nuclear replication fork. The transcript has 21 exons. Gene Ontology annotation, biological process: DNA repair; replication fork processing. Lineage: Eukaryota; Metazoa; Chordata; Mammalia; Afrosoricida; Tenrecidae. Gene Ontology annotation, molecular function: nucleic acid binding; endonuclease activity; ATP-dependent chromatin remodeler activity.